Messenger RNA from Kuraishia capsulata CBS 1993, 918 nucleotides. RefSeq lists its product as uncharacterized. Bases 1 to 918 code for a protein of 305 amino acids. Gene Ontology annotation, molecular function: oxidoreductase activity. The record is from RefSeq and is a predicted model, not a curated record. NCBI's taxonomy places the organism in Eukaryota, Fungi, Ascomycota, Pichiomycetes, Pichiales, Pichiaceae. The transcript has a single exon.
AUGCCGAACUACACUCUCGUCAGCACUGGCCUCACCAGCGGAAUUGGCAGUUAUACCAAUUCUUACAUCGAAAAAAAUGGCAAGGACUUUCACCACGUGAUGGUGUGUCGCGAUCCCAGCAAGGUCGCGAAGAAAGCCAAUCUCACCACUGUGAAGUGUGAUCUUUCUUCCAUUGCGAGCACAAAGAAUGCUCUUGAAGAAAUCAAAAGCUUGGUCAAAAACGGAAAAAUACCACCAAUCAAAACUGUUCUCUUCAAUGCGGGUGUCUCGAAUUUCAGUCGCACAGUUAGCUCCAAGGAUGGGUUUGAGUGUACUUUCCACGUGAACGUGAUCUCACCUUAUCUCUUUGCCAGGGAGCUAAUUCCGUUGCUGAAAGAGUUCGGGCAAGGCCGGUUUGUCGUCACCGGAAGUCACUCCCAUUUUGCCGACAAAGAGCACACUCGCAACAUGGUGCCCAAACCUUAUUGGGACGACUCCAGUAUGGACCCUGUGAUCAAGCCUGUUGCUAAUCCAGCGGAUGCAAAUCCUGAGACCAUGGAGGCGGGAUUGCGUUCUUAUGCGACUAGCAAGCUGGCUCUUUUGUAUCUGUUUCAUGAACUAGCAAGAAGAAAUCCACAGGUCAAAUUUCUAGUCUACGAGCCAGGUUUUGUUCUUGGAACAGGGUUGGGAAGAGAGGCUAGCCUAUUAGUCAGAUUGUUGAUGAAGCCGGCUGGUCUAGUGUUCUGGCUUCUGGGAUGGAGCAUCACGAAGAACAAGUCCGGUUAUCUAAUGGCAAAAGCCGUCUUCGACGAUGAGCUUUUUGCAAAGGUUAAUAAUAUGGUUUAUUGCGAUCUUGGGAAAAUCAUCAAGUCUUCUGAGGAUUCCUACAAUGUGAACAGAGAGAAGCAGCUAUUGGAUACAUUGGAGCGUAUAGUUUGA